Molecule: messenger RNA, 788 nt
Organism: Seminavis robusta
Lineage: Eukaryota; Bacillariophyta; Bacillariophyceae; Naviculales; Naviculaceae
Source: the annotation of a GenBank genome assembly
AUGAAGCUUCAAUUGGUAUUCACUGCUAUCCUUGGCUUUGUCCCCGUGGCCCAGCCAGCAAAGGUUCGAUUCCUUGAAGUAUCUCAAGCCUGUAUCGAUGCUGAUGCUGCGCUGGAGGAUAACGAACAAUUGAUUGCAUCUUCUGAUGAUGCAAGCAACGAGCUUAGCAGUGCUCUGAUCGCCGCUGAUGGGAAUGAUGACGGGUUUUGCUCUGUUGUCGCCAACACGAGUUUAGUUUGUACGGAUAUUGACUUUGAUGAAGUGACUCCAUCGCAGGAUAAGAUCAUCACGGCGUGCUAUGGUAUCAGUGGCGCCCGGGCUUACAAAGCCAACAUUGACCUUCAAUGUAGCGGUGAACAGACUGUUGCAGCCUCCUUCUCCAACGUGGUUGGUUGCUUCCCCAAGGAAUGCUCUGAUGAUGAGUUGACGGAAUCCGCCAGUGCUGCGACGUCGGAUCUCAAUGACGCUCUUCUCCUCCUUGUUGGCGGCGGAGACGGUACUACCUGUAAUUCCACCAUCACCGAAGCAAAGAUUGUCCCGAAUCCUUCGGCUGCAUCAUCGACCCAUAGCAUCAUGGUUGGAAUUGCCAUCGCCGGGAUUACGGCUCUUUUGGGUGCCUCAAGUGACAUCUGGUAGAAUUGAAUCAUUCAAUCGAUGGUUUCCUUCCAUGGCUAUUUUCAGAUUUCCAAACUUUUAUGCUGGUGCAUUUUUGGAUGUGCAUCUGUGAAAGCAAAAGCAUGUUUGCGUUAAAACAGCAUGUAACAUUAGUAGUGGUUCCGUUGUACGAU